CAGAUAAGUUGUGGUUUGUAGCGUGAGACGUAAAGUUAAGAGAAAGAGAAGAGAAGUGAAGUUUGCAAUUGACACCGUGCAACUUACAAAUACUAACAACAGUGAAGAUACUCUAAACAGUUCAAAAACCGCCAUUCUUCAAUCAGUUCAAUCGAAGCUAAAUUGAUAAUUUAAAUAUGGGUGACCGAGCUUGUUAUAAUUGUGGCGAGUCGGGACACUUUGCAAGGGAGUGCAGUACUGGAGGAGGCAGAAGCAGUGGCAGCGGUGCCAGAGGAGGAGGGCGAGGUGGCGGAGCGAGUUUCACCCGUGGGGGCCGAGGAGGAGGAGGCGGCGGCAGCGGCGGCGGUGGGUUCUCGAAUCGAAACUGCUUCCGAUGUGGCCGAGGCGGCCAUAUUGCAGCUGCAUGUCAGAGCCAAGAGGGCGAGAAAUGCUAUAACUGUGGAAAGUUUGCCAACCACAUCGCUCGCGAGUGUCCGGAACCCAAAAAAACUGGCUGCUACGUCUGCGGAAAUCAAGACCACCUGGCUCGUAACUGUCCGGACAAGGAGAAUGGAGAAGACGAGGAGUACAGCGCCGGAGGCCGAGGAGGAUUCCGAAGUGGCGGAGGUGCCACGCGAUGUUACCGAUGCAACGGGGAGGGACACUUUGCGAGGGAGUGUGAUGCUGCCGGAGAUUCGGGCGGUGGAUACUACUCGGAUAACAAGACGUGCUAUGAGUGCGGAUCGCCAGACCAUUUGGCGAGAGAUUGCACCUUGACCCGCAGCCGAGGAGCGGUACCUCAGUGCAGAAAAUGCCAGGAACCAGGACACCUUGCAAGAGACUGCCCCAUGUCAGCCUCUGACAUAGCAGCGAAUAUCGUCUGCUACACUUGCAGCGUGAAGGGUCACUUCGCACGCGACUGCACCAACGCCGCACGCGAGGACUGAAUUAAGGUGAUCUAGCUCAGGUCAGAUGCGGUCACCUUUAGUUCACACUGCUGCGGAGUGAGCCAAAUUGAUAAGAUCACCUUCAGAAAUUCCGUUGUCAUCAUAACUGCUGUAUUCCAACAACCAUCCAAGGCUAAAUAAUAUUUCCAAUCACUGUUUUAGAAAAUAACUUAAAGAAGCCCUCUUUGUUUUUUUCCGUUAAACAUUGAUAUCUAAGUUCAUGAUUGGUUAUCAUUUGAAUAUCAUCAGAUCUUCAUCUAUUCAUAUAACGGAAAUAGCAAAUUUAAAAGAGCAGAAACAUUGCUUUGAUUUUAUUUCUAUCAUUCAUUUGCAGAUGCAAUAUUAUCUAGCUACACCUGUUGAUAAUUUUGUUUUAAAUUUGGAUCCUAUUUGUUUGUUCAAUGAAACCCCUAGAAACAAACUGCAUAAUCGAAAGUCAGUGAUUUUUGACGUUUCUGGUUAGUUGGUAUGAUAUGAGGAAAAAUAUUGUAAUGCAAUUUGUUUCUAGGAAAUCUUAUUUUCUCCACUGGUUAGUCUAAUAGACUGUCUAGUUUAGUGUUGUCUUAACUUUAGCCAAUAACUCAAAAACGGCAUACAUGCUGUAUUGUAUGGUUACUUUGAUGGUCACUUACUUGGAGACUAUUAGAGAAUCGUUAUUUUGAACCGAAUAGGUUUUAUGUUGCUUUUCUUGAAAUGCACUUGAAGUUUAUAUAAUGUUAUUUUACGCUCCCAUGUAAAAAGUGAAACGACUUCGAUUGCCGAGAUAGUUUUGUGCGGCCGACUUGAUUUGUAACCAAGCGCCUCAUCUGCCGAAAUCUGUUUCUGUCAACAAUCUAUUUGAGUAUUAUAGUAGCAAGCUGAUCUCAUGAUUACUGUAUAAUGAUGACAAUGGCGACGAAUUGAACUGUAUAAUAAAGAGAAAAUUAAAUCUUCCUUCUCUUUG
Messenger RNA from Symsagittifera roscoffensis, 1869 nucleotides. Its product is annotated as CCHC-type zinc finger nucleic acid binding protein-like. The record is from RefSeq and is a predicted model, not a curated record. Gene Ontology annotation, cellular component: cytoplasm. Gene Ontology annotation, biological process: positive regulation of cytoplasmic translation. Gene Ontology annotation, molecular function: mRNA binding; translation regulator activity; zinc ion binding. Bases 177 to 926 code for a protein of 249 amino acids. NCBI's taxonomy places the organism in Eukaryota, Metazoa, Xenacoelomorpha, Acoela, Convolutidae. The transcript is spliced from 3 exons.